This is a messenger RNA of Manis pentadactyla (Chinese pangolin), 3001 nucleotides long. RefSeq names its product colony stimulating factor 3 receptor (gene CSF3R). Gene Ontology annotation, biological process: immunoglobulin mediated immune response; cytokine-mediated signaling pathway. Bases 196 to 2709 code for a protein of 837 amino acids. The transcript is spliced from 17 exons. Gene Ontology annotation, molecular function: granulocyte colony-stimulating factor binding; cytokine receptor activity. Lineage: Eukaryota; Metazoa; Chordata; Mammalia; Pholidota; Manidae. Gene Ontology annotation, cellular component: external side of plasma membrane; membrane; signaling receptor complex. The record is from RefSeq and is a predicted model, not a curated record.
UGUCAGAGCCCCAGCCAUUAACGAAAGGGCUGGGGAGAGAAGCCAGCUGUUUUCAGGAACUUGCCUUUAAUAGGAGAGCAGAGACCAGGGAGGCCAGGCAGGUGCCCUACUGGCUCCAGCAUGUGGACACUGAGGUUCCGAAAGGUGAAGUGAUUUAUCCAAGGUCACAAAGCUGGAGAGCACCGAGCUGGCACCAUGGCGGGCCUGGGGACCUGGAGCCUGACCGGAGCUGCCCUCAUCAUCCUGCUGCUCCCCAGAAGCCUGGAGGAGUGCGGGCACAUCAGCCUUUCAGCCUCCAUCGUCCGCCUAGGAGAUCCCAUCACAGCCUCCUGCAUCAUCAACCAGAACUGUAGCCACCUGGGCCCGGACUCACAGAUUCUUUGGAAAUUGGGAGCAGAGCUUCAACCUGGGGGCAGGCAGCAGCGUCUGGCAGAUGGGACCCAGAAAUCCACCAUCACCCUGCCCCACGUCAACCACCCUUGGAACACUCUCUCCUGCUGUGUGCGCUGGGGCAACAGCCUGCAGAUCCUGGACCAGGCUGAGCUGCAGGCAGGCAACCCUCCUGCCAAACCCCACAACCUGUCCUGCCUCAUGAACCUCACAACCAACAGCCUUAUCUGCCAGUGGGAACCAGGACCUGACAGCCACCUGUCCACCAACUUCACCCUAAAGAGUUUCAAGAGCCGGGACAAAUGCCAGACUGAAGAGGACUCCAUCCUGGACUGUGUGCCUGCGGAGGCACAGAGCCGCUGCUCUAUCCCACGUAAACACCUGCAGCUGUACCAGAGUAUGAGCAUCUGGGUGCAGGCAGAGAAUGCACUGGGGACCAGCAGGUCCCCGCAGCUGUGCCUUGAUCCCAUGGAUGUUGUCAAACUGGAGCCCCCAACACUGUGGGCCCUGGCCUCGCCCCAGCCACACUGCCUGCAGUUGAGCUGGAAGAUGUGGAAGUCAAGCCUCUACAUAGAACAGAAGUGUGAGCUGCGCCACCAGCCACAGCUUGGAGAAGCCAGCUGGGCCUUGGUGGACUCCCUGCCCUCCAACACCUUCCAGCAUGAGCUCUGUGGGCUCCUCCCAUCCACAGCCUACGUCCUGCAGAUGCGCUGCAUCCGCUGGCCCCUGCCUGGCCACUGGAGCGACUGGAGCCCCAGGCUGGAGCUGACCACCGCACAACAGGCUCCCAUUGUCAGACUGGACACCUGGUGGCGGCAGAGGCAGCUGGACGCCAGGACAGUGGAUGUGCAGCUAUUCUGGAAGCCAGUGCCUCUGGUAGAAGACAGUGGACAAAUCCAAGGGUACCUGGUCUUCUGGAAACCCUCAGGCCAGGAUGGGGCAGCCAGGAAGCUACCUCUCUGCAACACCACAGAGCUAAACUGCACCUUCCACUUGCCUUCAGAAGCCCAGGAGGUGGAGCUUGUGGCCUAUAAUACAGCUGGGACCUCUCAUCCCACGCCAGUGGUCUUCUUGGAUAGCAGAGGCCCACCCCUGGUCAGACUCUACACCAUGGCCCGAGAUCCUCACAGUGUCUGGGUAGGCUGGGAGCCCCCCAACCCUCAGCCUCGCGCCUAUGUGAUCGAGUGGGGCCUGGGUCCUCCCAGUCCCAGCAGCAGCAAUAAAAACUGGAGAAUGGAGCAUAAUGGGAGCAUUUCAGGGACCCUGCUGGAGGACAACAUCAGGCCCUUCCAGCUCUAUGAGAUCACUGUGACACCCCUGUACCAGGACACCAUUGGACCCUCCCAGCACAUCUAUGCCUACUCCCAAGAGAUGGCCCCCUCUCAGACCCCAGAGCUGCACCUAAGGCACAUUGGCAAGACCUGGGCCCAGCUGGAGUGGGUGCCCCAGGCCCCUGAGCUGGGGAAGAGCCCCUUUACCCACUACACCAUCUUCUGGACCAAUGCUCAGGACCAGUCCUUCUCCACUGUCCUGAAUGCCUCCUCCCAUGGCUGGGUCCUUCGAGGCCUGGAGCCUGGCAGCUUGUACCACGUCCACCUCAUGGCUGCCAGCCAGGCCGGGGCCAUCAACAGUACAAGCCUCACCCUGAUGACCUUGGCGCUAGAGGAGUCAGAGAUGCACAUCCUCCUAGGCCUGUUUGGCCUCCUGCUCUCAGUCAUUUGCCUCUGUGGGGCUGCCAAAUUCUGCUGCAGACCCAGCAGGAAGAAUCCCCUCUGGCCAAGUGUCCCAGACCCAGCCCACAGCAGCCUGGGCUCCUGGGUGCCUACCAUCACGGUGGAGGAGACCUUCCAGCUGCCCAGCCUUCGGGACCCCGGCAUGCCACCCAUCACCAAGAUCACAGUGCUGGAGGAAGAAGAGAAGAAGCCAGGGCCCUGGGAGUCCAAUGACAGCUCCGGGACCUGUGGCCUCCCCACCCUGGUCCAGGCCUAUGUGCUCCAGGGGGAUCCAAGAGCACCUUCCACCCAGCCCCAAACCCAGUCUGGUACCAGCGACCAGGUCUUUUAUGGCCAGGUCCUGGGCAGCCCCACAAGCCCAGGGCCAGGGCACUACCUCCGCUGUGACUCAACUCAGCCCCUCUUGGGGGGCUUCACUCCAAGUCCCAAGUCCUAUGAGAACCUCUGGUUCCAGACCAGCCCCCUGGAGACCCCAGAUACCCUAGUCCCAAACCAGGAGGAUGAUUGCGUCUUUGGUCCACUGCUUGACUUCCCCCUCCUGCAGGGGCUCCAGGUCCAUGGGGUGGAGGGGCUGGGGGGCUUCUAGGACUUCCUGGAACUCCCCAGCUGGGCUUGCCUCUUGAAAGUCCUGGGCCCUCCAGAGGAGAGGAGAGGGUCAAUAAGUCUAUCAUGAAAAAACCAUCCAACCCCAGGAAAGGCUCUCAGUAUCCCCCUAUCCCAGGCCCCCCACAUCUCUCCUCUACCCCCCAAUCUCAUGGGGUAGGGCUCCCACCUGAAAGGCAAGAAUGCUUGUCCAGCCCUGCCCACUAGCCUUUUUGUGCUUAUUUUUUGUCUCUUAAACUGGUUUAUGGUUUGGUUUGAAGAAACUCUUGAGUAUG